Messenger RNA from Vigna angularis (adzuki bean), 781 nucleotides. Its product is annotated as upstream activation factor subunit spp27. The record is from RefSeq and is a predicted model, not a curated record. The transcript is spliced from 2 exons. The coding region runs from base 166 to 561 and encodes 131 amino acids. Lineage: Eukaryota; Viridiplantae; Streptophyta; Magnoliopsida; Fabales; Fabaceae. Gene Ontology annotation, cellular component: nucleus.
UGUUACCAAAUAAAAAUCCGCCACGUCACUACUAAAUGUACGCACUCGUAGCAAUCGAAAAGUUCCGUGGGAUCAUCGAGGAGGAGGGAACCCAAAAGCUUAAACCCUCUCACUGACGCUCUAGGGUUUCGUAAUUCCAGAGUAAGGUUUUUUCGCAGAGCAAAUAUGGCGCUAACUAGGGUUUUCGGUGCGACCGCUGGCAGGGCAUUCAUGGAGGCGGCAGCGAAGAACGCGGCCAAGGUAAAAGCUUCUCCAUCAGGCGGAGCAGCUGCAAAACCCGCGGGGAAGAAGACAUCUAUGGCUAGAGCCAACACCGGCAUACAGAAGCCGGUUCCGGUCUCUUCCGAGCUCGGCAACUUCGUCGGCGCUUCUGAAGUGUCACGAACCGCCGCGGUUAAAAAAGUGUGGGAGUACAUCAAGCAGCAGAAUCUUCAGAAUCCUUCAAAUAAGAGGGAGGUCUUUUGUGAUGCAAAGCUGAAGACUAUUUUUGCUGGGAAGGAUAAGGUUGGGUUCACAGAGAUUGCUACGUUGCUGUCUAGUCAUUUCGGGAAAUCAGGCUGAUAUUCAGCUUUGAAGGUACACUUAAUGAUGGGAACUUGUUCCAGUAUAUUAAAUAGGUUAUUUGGUUUUUAAUUAACAUGGUUUGUGACCAGCUGCUAAGAAACAUGGAAAUUUGUGGUAUCGGACUGGGGGGUUUUGAAAGUGGUGUUAUUUUGUCCACUAACUGCUUUCGCGUUGCUCGGGCUUAAGUAUAUUUUAGAUAUGUGCAUGAUUUUUCCAA